AUGGGAAUGGAUGGCUCACAAUGGGGCUCCUGGCUUAUCUCCUCUUCCAUCCACCCGCUGUUCCGCUCCCACCUCUCACACAGUGCAGACCUGGCCCUCGCUACCUUUCUUAUUAUCACAGGUGUCAUGUCGCUGCUGGGGAACGGCUUGGUGCUGUUAGUUUACAGCAGGAAGAGGAAAAAACUCAAACCUCCAGAGCUUAUGACCAUCAACCUGGCUGUCUGCGAUUUCGGCUUCAGCCUCUUGGGAGCUCCAUUUCCCAUUAUUUCCAGCUUGUGUCACGCCUGGGUGUUUGGGGAGACGGGAUGCCUCUGGUAUGGCAUGCAGGGCUUUGUGUUUGGCAUCGGCUCCCUCCUAACCACCUGUCUCAUCUCCAUGGACCGCUGCCUGAAGAUCUGCUGCUUCAGAUACGGUCAGUGGAUCGGGAGGCGGCAUGUGUCUCUGUCCAUAGGGCUUCUGUGGGUUUACACUUUCUUCUGGGCCUCCCUGCCAGCUUUUGGCUUUGGGAGCUAUGGACCAGAGCCCUAUGGAACUAGUUGUACCAUCAACUGGUGGAGAAUGAGGUCAUUUCUAAAUGACAGAGUCUACAUCAUCCUGAUCCUGAUGUUAUGCUUUGGAUUCCCCACACUCACUAUCAUCACAUCAUAUUUGGCCAUCCUGCUGACGGUCUAUAGAUCUAAUCGCACCCUGGCAUCUAUAUCUUCCACCUUUGUUAGUCACACCAGUAAAGAUCUCAGACUCACAAAGAUAGCUGCUGUUGUGUGCAGCACCUUUCUUCUGGCCUGGACUCCCUAUGCCACCGUGUCCCUCUACUCCGCCCUCAUUCCCAGAGACGAGCUAGAAGCAGAGAACACCUCACAAACUGUGGUGGAUGAGACGACUGGUUCAUCCUUAGGUUCUCCUACCACUCCAAAGAUGCUUGAUUUCCCCUCACUGCUCAACUGGACUGCACAAUAUUAUGGAAACCUCUGUUUUAGUGCUGAAAAGUGGAGGGAUGUUGCUAAUGUGCCCCCCUCCUCCACCUCAGGCCCAAAUGAGGCUUUUGCCCGUCUCAGCUCCUCGCUGGACCAGGAGAGGGAGCCAGUGCCAUCAAGUUCCCAGCCUGUCUCCUGUCUGCCACCCAUCUUCACCCUGAUCCCUGCCAUGUUCGCCAAGUCACACUGCAUGAUUAACCCUUUCAUCUACCAGAUCAUGAACAGGGAGUUCAGGGAUGAUGUCUAUGAAGUUUUGUUUGGUCGUGAGAAGGCAGAGAGGAGGAGAGUCCGCGGGAGAGAGGGAAGCCACUGUGAAAGAAGCAUCAGCCUCUCCUACAGCUUGAGGAGGAGGAGCAGACCCAAGGCCUUGUCUGAGUUGGAGCGAAGGAAGAAAAGGAAGAAUAGAGGGAGGAGUAAAAAAGGAAGCAGAGGCUCCUGGACAGACGACAUCUCAGUGCAGCGUAAUGCACUAGACUCUGGCUCCUUGGACACCCAGGUAGAUACAGGGAAAGAGCUGGGAGGCUCCAUCUACUAGACAGACAGACAGACAAGCAGGCAGGCAGGCAGGCAGGCAGGCAGGCAGGCAGGCAGGCAGGCAGGCAGGCAGACAGACAGACAGACAGACAGACAGACAGACAGACAGAUGAUUUAAUUUAAUUUAAUUUCGUUGUGAGGGACUAGGUGAAAGAGAUCUAUGUAUACACUUUUUGAACAGUUCAUCAUUAGAGAUAAUAGUGCACCAGACUACAAUAAAUACCUAAAACACACACUGAUGACUGGGCUUG
This is a messenger RNA of Myripristis murdjan (pinecone soldierfish), 1759 nucleotides long. RefSeq names its product opsin 9 (gene opn9). The transcript has 8 exons. The record is from RefSeq and is a predicted model, not a curated record. NCBI's taxonomy places the organism in Eukaryota, Metazoa, Chordata, Actinopteri, Holocentriformes, Holocentridae. Gene Ontology annotation, cellular component: membrane. Gene Ontology annotation, biological process: G protein-coupled receptor signaling pathway. The coding region runs from base 1 to 1509 and encodes 502 amino acids. Gene Ontology annotation, molecular function: G protein-coupled receptor activity.